AUGGCGCCGCCAGCCUCACGUGACCGUCUUGCGUUCCAGGACGCAUGGGGAGGGCGCGACGGUCUCAAUGGAGUGCGCCUGCGCAAGGAGGGGGUGGGUGGAGCCGUGUCCAUGGCAACCCUCCAUCAGUCCGGGCAGGACUGUCCCGCGGAGAGCGCGGGGGUUCAGGAACUGGCGACUGGUGGGGCAGCGAGAGGCGAGGGGCCCGCGCGGCCAGGGCCGCUGCAAGAUGAGACCCUUGGCGUGGUGUCGGUGCCCUCCCAGUGGAGGAGCAGCCAGGGCAUCCUCGGAGAGACGAAAAGCUGCCAGACAGCCAGCGUUGCCACAGCCGAGGCGUCUGCCCAGGCCCGGAAGCAUGCCGAUGCUGAGGUGCAGACCGAGCCCCCAGUGCCGGCUGCUGUGCCUCCUGCGUCCCUGCAGGACAGCCCCCGGCUUGCAGCCUUUCUUCGGAGGGUGGAGGGCAUGGUCAUCCGAGAGCUGAACAAGAAUUGGCAGAGCCAUGCGUUUGAUGGCUUUGAGGUGAACUGGACGGAACAGCAGCAGACGGUGUCCUGCCUGCAUACCCUGGGCUACCCUCCAGCCCAGGGGCAGGGUCUGCAUGUGACCAGCAUCUCCUGGAACACCACUGGCUCUGUGGUGGCCUGUGCCUAUGGCCGACUGGACGAUGGGGACUGGAGCACGUUGAAGUCCUUUGUGUGUGCCUGGAACCUGGACCGACGAGGCCUGAACCCCCAGCAGCCCUCAGUGGUGGUAGAGGUGCCCAGUGCCGUCAUGUGUCUGGCUUUCCACCCCUCACACCCGGCCCUCAUUGCAGGUGGGCUGUAUAGUGGCGAGGUGCUGGUGUGGGAUGUGAGCCGCCCUGAGGACUCACUGCUCUGGCGAACGGGCCUGACAGAUGAUACGCACACGGACCCCGUGUACCAGGUGGUUUGGCUGCCUGUGCCUCGACACAGCCACCGCUUCCGGCUGCUGAGUGUGGCCACUGACGGGAAGGUGCUGCUCUGGCAGGGGGCCGGCGCAGGUGUGCUGCAGCUCACUGAGGGUUUUGCGCUGGUUGUGCAGCAGCUCCCACGGAACACCAAGCUGAAGAAGCCUACCCGGGGUGAGACCGAGGUGGGUAUCACGGCUGUGGCUUUCUCCAGCUUUGAUCCCAGCCUUUUUGUUCUGGGCACUGAAGGCGGCUUCCCACUCAAGUGUUCCCUGGCAGCAGAGGAGGCAGCCCUUACACGGACGUCCACCUCUGUGCCCCUGCGGGCACCAGCACAGUUUACCUUCUUUCCCCACGGUGGUCCCAUCUACUCUGUGAGCUGCUCCCCUUUCCACAGGAACCUCUUCUUGAGCGCAGGUACCGAUGGCCACGUCCACCUGUACUCCGUGCUGCAGGCCCAGCCCCUGACUUCACUGCAGCUGUCUCACAAGUACUUAUUUGCUGUCCGCUGGUCCCCAGUGCGCCCCUUGGUCUUUGCGGCUGCUUCUGGGGAAGGUGAUGUACAGUUGUUUGAUCUCCAGAAAAGCUCCCAGAAACCCACGGUUUCUAUCAAGCAAACCCAGGAUGAAAGCCCUGUCUACUGUCUGGAAUUUAACAGCCAACAGACUCAGCUUUUGGCUGCUGGGGAUGCUAAGGGAAUGGUGAAGAUCUGGCAGCUGAGCUCGGAGUUCACAGAACAGGGACCCCGAGAAACAGAGGACUUGGACCAGCUGGUAAUGGAGGUGGCCACCUGA
Molecule: messenger RNA, 1722 nt
Organism: Orycteropus afer afer
Lineage: Eukaryota; Metazoa; Chordata; Mammalia; Tubulidentata; Orycteropodidae
Gene: DYNC2I2
Product: dynein 2 intermediate chain 2
Exons: 9
Coding region: 1-1722 (573 amino acids)
Biological process (GO): intraciliary transport
Cellular component (GO): cytoplasmic dynein complex; ciliary plasm
Molecular function (GO): dynein light chain binding; dynein heavy chain binding
Source: RefSeq, a predicted model, not a curated record